Molecule: messenger RNA, 1065 nt
Organism: Papilio machaon (common yellow swallowtail)
Lineage: Eukaryota; Metazoa; Arthropoda; Insecta; Lepidoptera; Papilionidae
Product: regucalcin
Exons: 6
Coding region: 145-1065 (306 amino acids)
Biological process (GO): L-ascorbic acid biosynthetic process
Molecular function (GO): enzyme regulator activity; gluconolactonase activity; calcium ion binding
Source: RefSeq, a predicted model, not a curated record
UCAAUCGUCAUGUUAAUUAUAUUUUUUAACAGUUUCAUACAGUGAUCCUUUGGCUGCGGUUUUAAAGUGACAUUUAUCAUAUUGAUUCCAUCAGUACUUAAUAUUCGUUACUUUUAAAUUCAAGAACAGUUGAAUAUCACUACUAUGGCACCAGUAACAGAAGCUGUGCUGACUGUCUCAUUCGGCGAGGGCCCGCAUUGGGACGUAGAUGAACAAGUCCUGUACUUUGCCGACUUCACCAACAACACAAUCAACAAAUACAACCCGGCGACCAGGGAAAGAACCUGUUCAGAGUUUGAUGAUCACGUAUCAUUUAUCAUACCGAUCGAAGGCAAGAAGCAUCACUUCCUCGGCGGGAUGAAACGGAACAUCGUCGAAAUAGAAUGGAACGGUGAGAACGACACCGCGAGAAUCGUUAGAAUUGUGGCGCAAGUUGACAAAGACAAGCCAAUCAAUCUGUUUAAUGACGGCAAAGCAGACCCUAGAGGACGAUUGUACGCUGGUACAUUUGGUUAUAAUAAAAGUGGGUCAAUGACAACUGAGAGUUUUGUUCGUGAGAACGGCUCAUUAUACCGUUUGGAUGAGGAUGGUCAGAUUCAUAAGUUGGAUGAUAAGAUCACCAUAGCGAAUGGUCUGGCGUGGGAUAUUGAGAGAAAAUACUUUUAUUACGUAGACUCUGUGGAUGGGAUUCGAAGAUAUGAUUAUGACAUCGAAACUGGAAAUAUAUCAAACUGCCAAAAAAUUUUUAUCCCAGCGGAACACGGGCUUAAAGGAUCUUGUGAUGGUAUGACCAUAGACACGGACGGUAAUCUAUGGGUGGCUUUAUUUGAAGCAAGCAAGGUUAUAAAAGUUGAAGGUGAAACGGGAAAAUUGCUCCAAAAAGUCACUAUACCUACGAACGAAGUUACGUCGGUUGCGUUUGGUGGACCGAACUUGGAUAUCCUUUAUGUGACGUCAUUCAACACUCGGUGCAAGAAGACCGAAGUUGUGUGGGGCGCGGCCUUGUACGAGGUCACAGGCCUCGGUGUAAGGGGACAUCCACCUUCCAAAGUUAAAAUAAAUUAA